This is a messenger RNA of Daphnia magna, 1654 nucleotides long. RefSeq names its product mucin-2. The transcript has 2 exons. The record is from RefSeq and is a predicted model, not a curated record. The coding region runs from base 122 to 1558 and encodes 478 amino acids. Lineage: Eukaryota; Metazoa; Arthropoda; Branchiopoda; Diplostraca; Daphniidae.
CUAAGCGAAUGCACUAUUCAAAGCCUGUUGCUGAGUAUCUGACGUGGCCUCGAACUCCAGCCAAAUCAGAUUUCUACUGUAAAAUCCAUUUCGAUUAAUUGAUUUUUAAAUCACUAGUGCCAUGGGUUUCGUCAGUUGGUUAAAGGGCCUCGAAUUAUGGGCUAAAAUUCUUUUGGGUGUGUUUACGGUUGGCGUUGUCGUUACGGUCAUCACAGUACCUAUUGUUGUAACGUCGAACAACAAGACAACUACAACGUCAACUACACCGUCAACUACACCGUCAACUACACCGUCAACUACACCGGCAACUACACCGGCAACUACACCGGCAACUACACCGGCAACCACCUCUUCGACAGUCGCCUCCUCGACGACAACAACCGCCUCGACGACAACAACCGCCUCGACGACAACAACCGCCUCGACAGACGCCUCGACAGCACCAACCGACCCCUCGACGGCACCAACCGACCCCUCGACAGCACCAACCGACCCCUCGACAGCACCAACCGACCCCUCGACGGCACCAACCGACCCCUCGACGGCACCAACCGACCCCUCGACAGCACCAACCGACCCUCGACGCCAACAACCGACCCCUCGACGGCACCAACCGACCCCUCGACGCCAACAACCGACUCGACGCCAACAACCGCCUCGACGCCAACAACCGCCUCGACGGCCAACAACCGACCCUCGACGCCAACAACCGACCCUCGACAGCACCAACCGACCCCUCGACGGACCAACCGACCCCUCGACGGCACCAACCGAACCCUCGACGACAACCGAACCGACAACAACCGAAUCGACGACAACCGAGUCAACGACAACCGAAUCGACAGCACCAACCGAACCUCGACGGCACCAACCGACCCUCGACGGCACCAACCGACCCCUCGACGCACGACAACCGACCCUCGACGGCACCAACCGACCCUUCGACGGCACCAACCGACCUCUCGACGGCACCCGAAUCCGACGACAACCGAAUCGACGUUCAACCAUGGGUUUCGUCAAAUGGCUCAAGGAUCUCGAAUUGUGGGCAAAGAUACUACUCGGCUUGCUGGUGGUUGGCGUCGUCGUUACUGUCAUCACCGUACCAAUCGUCGUGACCAAUAACAACAAAGGAUCGUCUAAUGACACGGAACCCGCUACUACCACGACGAUCGAACCGCUAACCGAUUCUACCACCGAAACCGAUUCAAUGACAUCAACGGAUUCUACAUCAGAUAGCGCGACAUCAACGGAUUCUACGACAGAUAGCGUGACAUCAACGGAUUCUACGACAGAUAGCGUGACAUCAACGGAUUCUACAACAGUUAGCGCGACAUCAACGGAUCUCACAACAGAUCCGGCGACAUCGAGCACAUCACUCCCUACUACAGAGAGUACGACGGUCUCUGUUGCGGUAUCAGAAACUACAUCAUCAAUCACUACAUCGAUGCCAAAGGGAAAAAUGUUAGAUGAGCACUUCAGAGUUGCUAAUAAAUUCAACAGGAGGGGAAUGGAGAUGCCAUCCGAUUACGAGGAGAAGCAAUUUAUUCGUUCUGGUUAACUCCUUUGCCGAUUUUGCCUUUUGGAAUUGAGUGUCACAUUGUUGUCUAUCUUUCGUACGCCACGUCAAUAAUAAAGUAUACGAUCUUUCGGGGAA